AUGAUAACUCAUCUACCUGAUCAAUUAUUCCAACCAUUUUAUAAUAUUGCUCUACAAAUGACCAAACUUGAUGAACAAAUAGAUCGAUUCAUUAAUUUUCAUAUAGCUGACUUUUGUUUUAUUUUUACUAUGAAAGAAUGUGAAGCUUUAUGUACCAGUAAGCUAUCGAAAUAUCAAUUGAAACCUAUUGUUUAUUUGACUUAUUUAGAAAUUGGUAUAAUGAAAACAGGUCAAUUUAUGUAUCUUGGAAAUCUGCAACAUUUAAGAAAUCAUUUUGGUAAUGAUUAUGCUAUACAAGUCAAAAUAGCUAGAGAUGAUAUAGAAAAAGUCAAACAAGAUUUAAUAACUAAUUUAUCAGGAAUUGAAAUUUAA
Messenger RNA from Rotaria sp. Silwood2, 372 nucleotides. The record is from the annotation of a GenBank genome assembly. Lineage: Eukaryota; Metazoa; Rotifera; Eurotatoria; Philodinida; Philodinidae.